Messenger RNA from Pecten maximus, 2769 nucleotides. Its product is annotated as transmembrane protein 163-like. The record is from RefSeq and is a predicted model, not a curated record. Gene Ontology annotation, cellular component: membrane. Bases 274 to 1071 code for a protein of 265 amino acids. The transcript is spliced from 8 exons. NCBI's taxonomy places the organism in Eukaryota, Metazoa, Mollusca, Bivalvia, Pectinida, Pectinidae.
AUUGUAUAGGUAAACCCCUAUACAGUAUUGACGCUUUAAAGUAUAGUGAUAUUCGAUUCUUUUAGGAUAAAAUACCAACAUCAUAUAUAGCUUAAAAGCAUGCAAAGAUAUUACUGGUUUGGAUCUUGAUGAGAGACGUGUCCUACAGCUGUUUUACCUGACGGUGAUAUGUACUUAGUUAUGGACUACGGAGUACUGUUAACCCUGGCCUGUUGUCGGAGUAGGACUUACUAGGCCCUUGACCAGCUGUAACACGGACAUCAUUGUCAGACGAUGUCCGGUGAUGUGCAGCACCCUGACGAAAUGUCGGACAAGGGCGACAAGGACAAACGUAUUGCCAACGGGGCACCGGACAUCCGGAGAAAUGGAGAUAUGAUGAACCAUUCAGGAGAGGGCAAACUCGAAAUGUCCGAAUUCACUCUCGAAAAAGCGGAACUUCUUGGUCGGAAGAGACGUGUUAGCUUCUCAUCAGCAGUCCGCCUACGUUAUGCCGCCAUCACGGUAUCAUGGCUGUCGGUAAUAUGCGCCUUUGUUCAGGGUACUCUGGCACUAGUGCUUUCCAUAACAAGAAACAGUUCUACCUUAUUUGGAUUUGGGCUGGCGGCUCUUCUAGACAGCGCCUCGUCAAUAGUUGUACUUUGGAGGUUUCAUAGCAAGGAAUUAUAUUCAGAAGCUGCAGAAUCCAGGGCCUGUCUCAUCAUUGGCUUCUUCUUUUUAUUGUCUUCGUUUUUCCUGGCUGGAAAAACAAUAUACGACUUAGCAAUGCAUAUUAAAGAAAUAAAGUCUAUAACAGUGUGGACAUUGUCGUUGGUAAAUGGUGUAAUAAACGUGAUACUUGGUGUUUCCAAAAUAUGCAUUGGCUACAAAAUAGAAAGUAUGGCACUUCUUACUGACAGUGCUAUAACUAUCAUCGGGGCAGUGAUGAGCUUUGCAGUACUUGGAGCACUAGAAGCAUAUAUGGCCGAUGCUCGUCUUUGGUAUAUUGAUUCCAUAUUUGGAAUAAUCUGUAGCCUGAUUCUAUUUUCUUUUUCUGUCAAGUUGAUAGCAAAACAUUCAACGCCAAUCAAUUAGUGCCUGGACAAAUCAUUAUUUGGCUAGUUCAACAGCUGGUCAGUUCAAAGGACAAAGUGAUAUAGUCUUAUUCCUUUUUGAGUGUAUUAUCCGGGGAUCGGAUGAAAAAAAAAUAUUUGCUAUUUUACCUACUUGCAAAAUGACGUGAAUUUCGGUACUUUUCACCUGAUAAGAAAUAUUCGUACGCAUGUGUAAAGACGCCCGCAAAUGAGGAAUCUUAGUCUAUCGUAUAAAUUCACUCAGGAGUAUUUAUAUGUACCUUCAAAAAAUCGUGAUACAAAUUAUAUUACAUUGUAUUAUUUGUUGAAUGUCGUAAAUUCAUAACAUUUUGUCCAUCAGCUUCUAUUUACUUCAGCACUUGUUCCAUGACCUCCUCUACGGGACGGUGUUCCAUUCUAUAACUUGAAAGUUCUGGGCUAAGGUUUUGGAUAAAUUGAAUGUCUAGGGAUCAUGGCAAACAAUUUUGAGAUAUUUCGUUUUUUCCCCCUUUUCCCCAUAUUUGGAACUUUGCAUCAUACCCUUCCUAUACAUAAUAACAUGCACGUGUUGGAAAUGUUUGGAAUUUUGAAUGCACAGACCAUGUUAUAUGGUUACAUGAUAUCACGCUAUAUUUCACAACACUAUGUACAUAGGUAACUAAAUGGUGACUCUCGCACAUAAAAGCCACCAUAAACAAUGUAUAAGGUUGUUACCCACACCUUCUGAUGGCGUGGCUAACAAUUACAUAGUACACAUUACUGUACACGUGGAAAUUUACGUGAGGUAGAAAUCUAUCCUAAUUAGUUCUUUUGAUCGCGAAAAUUCAUCCACCUAUAUUAUUUGGAUAUCAAUUUGCGUAAUCUAGAACUACAAAUGGAUAGAUCAAUCGCGAAAAUUACAACCCAUGCGUAUAGUUUACAUAUCGAAAACGCGAAAUUAACCCUCCGCGAUAAUAACUGCGUUUCCAUUUAAGUUAUUGACAUAAUUUUGAAAAAAUAUUUGUGGUGAUUACUGUCACUUUGUUGUAUAAAUAUGAAAACAAUUAAUCUUAAACAGUGCAGAAUGUUUUGAAACAUGUACCUUAACAUGAAAUCAUUUUAAUGUUGCAUUUAAAAUUAUUACAUAUACCUAUACAACAAUACCUGCUUCGUGUGUACAUCAACAUUCUUUUCUGUAGUGUUUAGAUAACCUGGAUAUCUGUAACUUAUUCAAUUAAAUGGUUAUUAAUUCAGAAAUAUAUGUCAGGAUACAAGGCGAUGAAUUUGAUGUUGCAUUUUAAGAUUGUAGAAUAGCUAAGCUAAGAGAAUGCAUUACACUUAGCUAUAAAACAGAAACAUGUAGAGUAUUGAUUUGUUCAUGUGUUGUUAUACGACGUUUGUACGACAUCACCCCGGGCAGCAUCUCGUUAGCCCGGUGUCUCCUUUAGCAAAGUCUGGUUAACUUAGGUCUUCUAAGAUAACAUACACCAAGCCAAGUGGUUGUCCCAUAAUUUACAAACAUAAAACAUUUCCUUGGCAACUAAAUUUGCUCCGAUGAUUUACAUAUUUGAGGAAACAACCUUUAUUCUUUACUGUGAAAGAACCCAUGGAAAUUGUAUUGUUAGAACGCACUACAUAAUUAUGUCAAGAAAAUCAGUUUCUUAUAGAAAGGUGAAUUGUAUUGAUUUGUUAAUAUAAAUGUGUUGUUAUAAGACGUUAUAAAGCAUUAUUAUUUAAAUUC